AUGGACAUUGGUGGUCCAACCAAUGUCCGACACGUGGCUCACGUUACCUUUGAUCGCUUCAACGGCUUCCUUGGCCUUCCCUCUGAGUUCGAGCCUGAUGUCCCCAGAAAAGCUCCUAGUGCAAGUGCAACAGUGUUUGGGGUCUCGACAGAGUCAAUGCAGUUGUCAUACGAUUCAAGAGGCAACUGUGUUCCUGUGAUACUCUUGCUGUUGCAGAGCAGGCUAUAUGAUCAAGGAGGCUUGCAGGUGGAAGGAAUAUUCAGAAUAACAGGAGAGAACAGCGAGGAAGAGAAUGUGAGGGAGCAGCUAAACAAAGGGAUGAUACCAGAUGGGAUCGAUGUGCAUUGCUUAGCCGGGCUUAUCAAGGCUUGGUUCAGAGAGCUGCCGAGAGGUGUGCUUGAUCCUCUUCCAUCGGAGCAAGUGAUGCAGUGUGAGUCAGACGAAGAUUUCGUCAAGGUUGUGAGGCUUUUGCCUCAGAAUGAAGCUUCUCUUCUCAACUGGGCCAUCAAUCUCAUGGCUGAUGUUGUUCAGUUUGAACAUCUUAAUAAGAUGAACUCUCGUAAUCUUGCUUUGGUCUUUGCCCCUAACAUGUCUCAGAUGGCAGACCCGUUAACUGCAUUGAUGUAUGCGGUUCAAGUGAUGAAGUUGCUGAAGAGCCUCACAGAGAAAGCUCUGAGAGAAAGGGAAGCCACGUCUUCUCAGGUUGAUGCAAGUUGCAGCAAUGAAGCCGAAGAAGAUGAGAAGGAAGAAGACAACGAAGAAGAUGAAGAAGAGGAGGAGGAGGAAGAAGGAGAUGAUGUGUACAUAGUUGAGGAAGAAGCAUCAGAGAGAAUAAGAAGAGUUGCUGCUGAUGAACACAAGUCAAGAAGUGUGAAGAGUGAGCUUGAGGGACAUAGUGCUUCAGAUUCAAAGGGAGAUGGUGGAGUUUUGCAGCAGCCACCCAUUUGCAGUCCCAACCGUUUAGGAAGCAAGUGA
Messenger RNA from Microthlaspi erraticum, 975 nucleotides. Lineage: Eukaryota; Viridiplantae; Streptophyta; Magnoliopsida; Brassicales; Brassicaceae. The record is from the annotation of a GenBank genome assembly.